AUCAUUUAUUCAUUUUUAUUCUUUCUUCUCACUUUUUCCAGGCCCCUUUUUCCCUCAUUUCUGCUGAGAAAGAGUUCAUUAACAAUAUCGGUUCAAUGGGAAGGCUAUUUGUGAUCAAUCUUGAAGGGAGAAUGUAUACUUGCAAGCACUGCCAAACCCAUCUUGCUGUUUAUUCUGAUCUCAUCUCCAAGUCUUUCCACUGCAGGACUGGAAAGGCUUAUCUCUUUGAUAAGGUUGUGAAUGUGACCACUGGGGAGAAAGAAGAGAGGAUGAUGAUGACUGGAGUGCACACUGUUGUUGACACGUUUUGUGUGCGGUGUGGCUCACUUGUUGGAUGGAGAUACGAAACUGCUCAUGAAAAAAGCCAGAAGUACAAGGAAGGAAGAUUUAUCCUUGAGAGAUUUAAGGUGUUGGGACCGGAUGGAAGUGCGUAUUCAAUGGGUCACGAAGAUCAUAUAUCUGGAAGUGAAGUUGAUGAAGUUUGACCUUUUUUGGCAUUUUCGUGAUCAAUUAGCUCUUUUCAAAUUGUUCAACUUUGCCUUAGCCUUUGGUUAUAUCUCUGGUUAUCCUCAGUGAAUUAAAGACAGCUUUGCAGGACGAUUUAUAAUGUUGAUCAUUUCUAGAGUCUAAAUAAAAUGUGUAUUGAAAAUUCAGAUCUUA
Olea europaea var. sylvestris is the source of this 660-nucleotide messenger RNA. Its product is annotated as protein yippee-like. The record is from RefSeq and is a predicted model, not a curated record. The transcript has 6 exons. Lineage: Eukaryota; Viridiplantae; Streptophyta; Magnoliopsida; Lamiales; Oleaceae. The coding region runs from base 96 to 485 and encodes 129 amino acids. Gene Ontology annotation, cellular component: ubiquitin ligase complex.